UUGCAGUCACAACAGUAGCUUCAUUCACUGCCUACAAAAAGACUCCUACCACACAAGACAGAACAAUGGUGUAUAACUGUACAAUGCUAGAUGACUUCCUGCUGAAGAACUACCUGACUCCCGCCUAUGCCCUGGAGUUUGCCCUGGGUUUCCCCAGCAACCUUCUGGUGGUUCUUGGUUACGUGUUCUGCCUGCCAGAGUGGAAGAGCACUAAUGUUUACCUGUUCAACCUCGCUGUCUCUGAUCUCAUCUUUCUAUGCACGCUGCCAUACCUCUCCUACCUGUACGCCACCGCCAAAUCAGAAUACAGCAGCUUCGGCUGCAUCAUCAACCGCUAUAUCCUCCAUACCAACCUCUACUCCUCCAUCCUUUUCAUGGUGUGGGUCAGCAUGGACCGCUUCCUGCUCGUACGACACCCAUCACGACUUCACUUCCUGUUGACCAAGAAGUCGGCCCUCUGCUUGUCUCUCAUGACCUGGGUGGCAGUUAACAUGCAGGUGGCCCCCCUAAUAUUCUACAUGGUCCAGGACAUGCAGAAAGGGAACUGGAGCUUAUGUAAGGACUUUGGGAGCCUGGGGGUUAUGGAGAACUUGCUGGGAUACAGCCUGGGCCUGACGGUGACUGGCUACCUGCUGCCUCUGCUGGGGCUUGGCUUCUUCAGCUACCACAUCAACCGGCUUCUCCGUGUCCAGGCAGAAGUGAUUCAGAGCACGGGGACAUCGUUCCGCAAGCCCGUACGGGUGGUCUCUGCUGUAGCGACCAUGUUUCUGGUACUGUAUCUGCCCUAUCAUUUGAUGAGGAAUGUGAGGAUAGCAUCGCGGCAUCCCUGGGCAGGGCUGUCUGACUGCCACAAGAUAUAUAUACAGAGUGCAUACAUCCUGACCAGGCCGGUGGCAUUCGUCCAUAGUGUUAUUAACCCUGUGUUCUACUUCUUCAUGGGAGACAAGUUCAGAGAGCUCCUAUUGGCAAAGAUCAGAGUCCUAGUGAGACAGCUAGAACAGAGGACAGAGACCUCAAUGUGAGAUCCACUCACUCACACAUACAAACAAACACACGGAAAAAUAUCAUGGUAUGUUUCAAGUAGUCAUAUGUGACGGCAGCGUAGCGUAGUGGUUAGAGUGUUGGACUAGUAACCGGAUGGUUGUGAGUUCAAACCCCCGAGCUGACAAGGUACAAAUCUGUUGUUCUGCCCCUGAACAGGCAGUUAACCCACUGUUCCCAGGCCGUCAUUGAAAAUAAGAAUAUGUUCUUAACUGACUUGCCUGGUAAAAUAAAAAAAUAUGUAACCAAUGUUUUGAUGUGCCGAUCUGCAGGGGAGGGGUCGAACCAGCCACGCUAAGCAUUUUUAUGUCUACUAUAUAAGACCUGAGCAUUUCUUGUAUUAUUGGGUUCACUACAAGUCAACUAUGAUUGGUCCUUGACCAGC
This is a messenger RNA of Oncorhynchus gorbuscha (pink salmon), 1426 nucleotides long. Its product is annotated as succinate receptor 1-like. Gene Ontology annotation, cellular component: plasma membrane. NCBI's taxonomy places the organism in Eukaryota, Metazoa, Chordata, Actinopteri, Salmoniformes, Salmonidae. The transcript is spliced from 2 exons. The record is from RefSeq and is a predicted model, not a curated record. Gene Ontology annotation, biological process: G protein-coupled receptor signaling pathway. The coding region runs from base 66 to 1022 and encodes 318 amino acids. Gene Ontology annotation, molecular function: G protein-coupled receptor activity.